CCGCCUCGUUUCUUCGGGACCACAAAUCGCCAACUUUUUCUCUUCUAUUUCGACGAAAAGCGAUUUUCACCACAGAGCUUCGUCAACACAGUCAGCGUAACAUCACCCAUCAACCAACUAGUUAACUACAUCGAUCGUAGUCUACCACCUCCCAACGAGUGCUCUUGGAGUACCAUUGGAUUUCGCGUCUUCAUCCAAAGGGAAGGCAAGGGUGUGAGAGGCAAGCACCGAAGACUCUUUUGGCAUUGGCGUCUGAAUUCCUGCGAUAGUUUGUUUGUCCAAAAGAAUAUUCAGCAAUGAUGCGCGACAGAAGUCCACCGACUAUUGUGGUCGAUGAAAAUCUAUUUACGGGAGGGGUCACUCACGUCUCUCCUCGCAGAAGUGGUCGACCACCCACAUACAAUCGACGCAGUCCAAGUCGAACUCCCGUCCGAGCAAACUCCAACCGUGACCCUCCAAUUACCAUCAAUACGAGUCGCGUCACCCCCAAAACAAUCAGCAACAGCAGUCCUUUCGCUUUCACUCCUCCUAAGAGUGCCUAUACAUCCCAAAGUCCUUACACUUCUCCUCCCAAGCAGCCAAGUCCAGCGGCAGCACUUUCCUCGUCUUCCACCCUCCGCAACAUCACGGCUGAAGCUGAAAAUGUCGUCGUCUAUCGUCAUCAGCAACAACAACGACAUUUGUCUUCCGCUGCUUCGCAAUCGCCCUCCAUCCUGUCGCAGGGAAGCAAUGGAGAGGGUGCUGGAUACUUACCCGUCGGGUCAGCGCGUCGUGACAGCUAUGCGAGCGACGAAAAGUUAGUAACGCGACUCUACGGGCAAAUCGAAACACAAGAAGGCGAGUUCAACCGAUUGACAGCAGAGUAUCGAGAAGCUCUCAGAAACCAAAAGGAAGAAGUCAAACAGAGAGAACGACUCGAAAAGGAGUUGGAAGAAGCACGAGAAGAACUCGAAAUGAGCAAAAAGCGAUAUACCAACUUCAAAAAGCAAGAGCGGGAUUUGAUGCGCAAAUCCGAGCUCGACCAGAAAGAACGAAUGCGCGAAGAAGGCAGUCGAUGGGAUUAUACCAUGGAAGAGCUAGUCACGCUCCGACGAGACCUCAGUGCCAAGAACCAAAAAUUGGUCGAAUUCGAAUUCAUGUGUUUGAAUCUACAGCAGACACUCGACAAUGAAAGGAGCAAGAAACAGGUGGAAUUGGUGGAUGCGGAGAAACGCAUUGCUCGGAGCUCCGAAACACUGCAGACCGCUCAUGCCCAAGUCUCGCGGGCGGACAAGCAGUUGAAGAAGGAAAAGAAAAUGAAACAAAUCUUGAUCAAAAUCAACGAAGCGCUGCAAAAAGAAGUCAAGAGAGUUCAGGAAGAGUUGCAAAAGGCCAAUAAGACGAUACGGGAACAAAAAGAACAACAAAAAGAACAGCAACAUCAGCAGCAUCAGCAGCAACAACAACAUCAAGCCGAGUUGGCAUCGGCCCCAUCGAUGCAUCAAUCCAAAAGCGGCGAGUCAUCCUUUGUGCGGCAAAACCACAGCAACGAGAUUUUCACGAGUCAAAUCAUGCAGGAUCUGCAAAUCGAGGAUGCCUUGUUCUACUUUGAAGAAGUUAAGAAAGAAUACGAAGAUCGACCCAAGGUGUACCGGGUCUUCCUGGAGAUUAUUCGAGAUUACAAGAGUCGCAACCUGUCGACACCCGAGGUCAUUGCUAAAAUCAGUAAGCUAUUUCAAGGGAAUAGCAAACUCAUUAUUGGAUUCAAUCGCUUCCUUCCCAACGACUAUCAUAUCACAGAAGAGGACGUCUCGGACAUGGAGAGCUACAAUGGAGAUCAUGUGCACGAACGAUACCAAGUGCCAAGUGUCGCGAGUAAGGAACCAAAGAAAAGCAAGGAAGACGAGGAACAAUCUCAAAGCAGCAACGAGAGUGAAGUUCAAGGUGUCAUCGUGGUGGGUAGCAGGGUUGAUGGACCAGCAGCAGACCAGGCUAAAGCUCAGCAAAAUGUUGUGGUAGGUACAGUCUGGCAAAAGCCCAAAGACAAAGUAGCAGGCUGGGUGGGCGGCAAGAACAUGGGCAAGAAAGUGGAACAGACCAAGACUGUUGACAGUCAGAAUACAACUGUAGCAGCGGCGACAAAGGGCAGAUCCAAAGGCGAAGGCAAGUCGGUCGUGGCGAGAUCCAAUACAAAUGUAUCGGGACCGCCCAAGGGAAGAUCCCGAGGCGAAGACAAGUCAGCGGUGGCGAGAUCCAAUGCAACUGAUGCACCAGCUCCAAAGGGCAAAUCCAGAGGCGAAGACAAAUCGGUGGCAAGAUCCACCAAGAGCGGCAAGAGCGGCAAGAACAGCAAGAAUAGCAAGGGCGACAAGAAUGGACUCAAAGCAACAGCCAACGCCACGAGGGCCAAGGAGGAACACAACAAAAGCCCCCCAAAACGCCAUCCUUCAGGCCUUGGUCCGUCACUUGUAGACUCGUCGAGUGGUAGCUCAGAAUCGAUCGAGGUAUCCGCAUCAGUAGUAUCGGGUAGCAAACCCAACGCAUCAUCCAACAACAACGUUUUGUUGACAAUCAGCACUUCAUCCUCCCUUGACGAGAACGCCGCAAGACCGCCCGUGAAAAAGCUACCCGCCGACUUUCAAGACGAAGAUGAGGACGCGGAUGACGAGGGUGGAGACACGACGACUGUCCUUAAUUCCGAGACGGACAAUGCUUCCAGUACUACGCCCGUCUCCGCAGCUGGAGCCGAUGUCGCUUCGCCCAGAAUGGACUUGGGGGUGUUAUCCUCGGUGACAUCGUCCCAUGUGUUUGGCGGCAUUGAAAGUGUCGGAGACUCGUUUGGAGUGGGGAUUCUGUCCGUGGAUCAGUCCACCCUCUUCAUGCCCAGCGAUCGAUACGAUGUUGUGGAGGACUGCGAAUACAAUGCCAUUGAACUUGUGGCCGAUCCCCACGGUGGGAGCAGGGGCAAGUCAGAGGGCGGUAGCAGCAGCAAACUUGUUGCAAGCAGCCUUUCGUCGCUCGAUUUUUACGGCUGGAAUGUGUAACGCACGACCCAGCUGGCGGCACGGAAAGGUGUGGUUCCGUGCACCACGAGACACACAACUCAUAGUAUCAUAUUUUGAUUGCAAGCCAACCUAGUAUAUCUGUAGCUAAUGUACUCAAAUAAUAAUAGAGAAGCUGCAUGGAGU
Molecule: messenger RNA, 3167 nt
Organism: Seminavis robusta
Lineage: Eukaryota; Bacillariophyta; Bacillariophyceae; Naviculales; Naviculaceae
Source: the annotation of a GenBank genome assembly